AUUCCUGAAAAUACGGCUCGUCCAUCUACUCUAAAGACUAAGCAAGUUGUCCUUUCAGAUGAUGCCCCGAAACUCACUGAGACCGAGGUCAUUCGUGACGCGUUGAUUCUUCUACCUGUUCCUAUUCCUAAGGUGGCUCUUACUAACUCUACUAUUGUUUCUUCGCUUACUCGUUCAAUUGGAAUGGAGGUGCAAGCCGAGGAGUGUGCGACAAAAAAUAGAAGGACUGCUGAAUCAUCCUCUAAAGUUCCUGUUGAACAACAAAUCCCCCCUUCCAUCCUAUCCUUAAAGAGAAGGACUACUGAAUCGUCUUCUAAAGUUAUG
Molecule: messenger RNA, 324 nt
Organism: Ilex paraguariensis (yerba mate)
Lineage: Eukaryota; Viridiplantae; Streptophyta; Magnoliopsida; Aquifoliales; Aquifoliaceae
Source: the annotation of a GenBank genome assembly